GAGAGAUGGCAGUGGAGUUUUUAACCAGAUUGUUUAAUAGAAUCUUGGAAAGUGAGAGGAUGCCUGAGGAGUGGAGAAGAAGUGUACUGGUGCCGAUAUUUAAGAAUAAGGGGGAUGUGCAGAACUGUAGUAACUACAGGGGGAUAAAAUUGAUGAGCCAAAGCAUGAAGGUAUGGGAAAGAGUAGUGGAAGCUAGGUUAAGAAGUGAGGUGAUGAUUAGGGGGGCAGCAGUAUGGUUUCAUGCCAAGAAAAAGCACCACAGAUGCGAUGUUUGCUCUGAGGAUGUUGAUGGAGAAGUUUAGAGAAGGCCAGAAGGAGUUGCAUUGCGUCUUUGUGGACCUGGAUGACAGGGUGCCUCGAGAGGAGCUAUCGUAUUUUAUGAGGAAGUCGGGAGUGGCAGAGAAGUACUUAAGAGUUGUACAGGAUAUGUACGAGGGAAGUGUGACAGUGAUGAGGUCUGCGGUAGGAGUGAUGGAUGCAUUCAAGAUGGAGGUGGGAUUACAUCAGGGAUCGGCUCUGAGCCCUUUCUUAUUUGCAAUGGUGAUGGACAGGUUGACAGAUGAGAUUAGACAGGAGUCCACAUGGAUGAUGUUCGCUGAUGACAUUGUGAUCUAUAGUGAUAGUAGGGAUCAGGUUGAGGAGACCCUGGAGAGGUGGAGAACUGCUCUAGAGAGGAGAGGAAUGAAGGUCAGUAGGAACAAGACAGAAUUCAUGUGUGUAAAUGAGAGGGAGGUCAGCGGAAUGGUGAGGAUGCAGGGAGUAGAGUUGGUGAAGGUGGAUGAGUUUAAAUACUUGGGAUCAACAGUACAGAGUAAUGGGGGUUGUGGAAGAGAGGUGAAAAAGAGAGUGCAGGCAGGGUGGAAUGGGUGGAGAAGAGUGUCAGGAAUGAUUUGUGACAGACGGGUAUCAGCAAGAGUGAAAGGGAAGGUCUACAGGACGGUAGUGAGGCCAGCUAUGUUAUGUGGGUUGGAGACAGUGGCACUGACCAGAAAGCAGGAGACAGAGCUGGAGGUGGCAGAGUUAAAGAUGAUAAGAUUUGCACUGAGUGUGACGAGGAUGGAUAGGAUUAAAAAUGAGGACAUUAGAGGGUCAGCUCAGGUUGGACGGUUGGGAGACAAAGUCAGAGAGGUGAGACUGAGCUGGUUUGGACAUGUGCAGAGGAGAGAUGCUGGGUAUAUUGGGAGAAAGAUGCUAAGGAUAGAGCUGCCAGGCAAGAGAAAAAGAGGAAGGCCUAAGAGAAGAUUUAUGGAUGUGGUGAGAGAGGACAUGCAGGUGAUGGGGGUAACAGAACAAAAUACAGAGGACAGAAAGAUAUGGAAGAAGAUGAUCCGCUGUGGUGACCCUUAACGGGAGCAGCCGAAAGAAGAAGAAGAACAAUGAUAUGAGGAAUUCUGUUAUAACUUGCCCAACAGUCAGAUAUUAUUAACAUCCCUGGACAGAUACAUUCUUUAAUAACAUUCAAUAACGUACCUGCUGUUCUAUCGGGCACAGUGUAUAUAAAACACUCCCUGGUCUCUCGCCAAAUACCUCCAAAAACCCAUUGUUCUGGAUACAUGCGGCCUGUAUUAGACUUCCGUCGUGAAAAGACACUUUCAUCAAUUUCUACUGUUAAACCAUCUCCGCCUAUAAGUUUUGGAUUCUGCAGUAAGGAAUACGCACAAAUUUCUCGAACAAAAUUUUUCCAGUCAGUUACUGUCACACUGCCCAUUCCAAAAUCUUUGUUACAGAACUUGAAUGUAGUAUACUGCCUACUCCAACCGUACAGGAAAUACACAACCGUCUCCAAAUUAAUUUUGCUGAAUUCCAACCAUGUAUCCUGUCAAAGAACCAAAUGUGGCAUCCGCUUUUUGAACAAGAUGGCGUCUGCUUUUUGGCGUCCGCUUUUUGAACAAGACCCCUGCAUUUAUAAGAAUACCCUCGACAACUGCCAUGAGGGUUAGGGUUAGUGUGUGAUGUGUGUUAAUGCCCUUGCACUAUAGAAGCACCCAAAGCUGUUCGGCUUUGAAAUCCAGAAAUUGGGAGCCACAACACAGCAGGCAUUGAUCUCCGCUAAAUCAGAAUCCGAGAUAAAUGCUAUCAAGUCUUGUAUUCAGUAAAGCUUCACGGUUAACGUUUAUUGUCUUCUUUUUGUUUUGUCCAGCAAUCCUAGAAACUGUAACAUUUACACCAAUAUUUUAUGGGAAGGACAACGUUCAUGUUACUAGUUUCUGUUUGAGAGUAGGAUUAACGUGGACUACAGUUUAGCAAUACAGUGCCUAUAGAAAGUAUUCACC
This is a messenger RNA of Erpetoichthys calabaricus (reedfish), 2273 nucleotides long. RefSeq lists its product as uncharacterized. The coding region runs from base 241 to 1347 and encodes 368 amino acids. The transcript has 2 exons. NCBI's taxonomy places the organism in Eukaryota, Metazoa, Chordata, Cladistia, Polypteriformes, Polypteridae. The record is from RefSeq and is a predicted model, not a curated record.